GCGAGACCGGCUGGACCCACACUGUGCAAACCGUUAUCCACCUGCAAAUAAUGCGUUCAUGGAAUCUGCACAUUCCUCGCUGACGUCACAGCGGAUCGAAUAAUGGAACAAUCGCCGCGCGAAACACGCCGUCGAGCUGUUAUGAUGUUAUGAAGUGCACUUUGGAAUAUUUCCUCGCGACACGGAAUGUCCCAUGGAAGCGCAAGUGAACAACAGGUGGAUUCCGAGGCCAAUCCAGCCCUGGAAGUAGCCAUACUUCUGUGUCUCUCCGCCCCUAUGAGUAACCAUAGCAAAGACACCGUAAAAUCCAGCGUACCGGAAAGAAGCUGAAUAACGCGCUCGCGAUAUGGAUCGUUUCAACUGUGACGUGACGUUGGGAGCGUUAAGGACACGAUUGACCGCUGACAGAGUUCAUUCGGAAUAAUGUCACUUUACAUCUGAUAUCGUCUUCUAAUAGUCAGCGGCUGUGUAUUUCUGUCCCAAGAGAGUGUUUGUAGACUUUUGGAGUUAUAAUGCCUGUCAGUAACGGAUCGAUGAUGGAUUUGCCCUCGGAAUAUGUGAAAAUAAAGGCGCAUUACGGAGGAGACAUGCUGAUCUCAGACUUGGAUUUGGCCAUGACAUACACAGAGGUGUGUGAGGAGGUGAGAAAGAUGUGUGGUGUCCGCAGAGAGAUGCCGAUAACACUCAAGUGGAUUGACGAUGAAGGGGACCCGUGUACCAUCUCAUCCCAGAUGGAGCUGGAAGAAGCAUUCCGGAUCUACAACCGGAACCGGUGCUCUGGACUCCUUUUGCAUGUAUUCCCAAGCAUUCCUGAAAAACCUGGUAUGCCGUGCCCAGGAGAGGACAAAUCGAUCUAUCGCCGUGGAGCUAGACGAUGGAGGAAGCUGUACCGGGUGAACGGACACCUCUUCCAGGCCAAGCGCUUUAACAGGAAAGCGUACUGUGGCCACUGCAGCGAGAGGAUAUGGGGACUGGGGCGUCAGGGCUACAAGUGUAUCAACUGCAAGCUACUGGUCCAUAAACGCUGUCACAAGCUCGUCUCACUGACCUGUCAAAGGCAUAUGGAUCCAGUCAUGCCAUCACAGGAGCCGUUGGUAGAUGAUGAUAAAAGUGGAGAGGAAGUGGAGCUCCCCCCUGAGGACCCUGAGGAAACAGACGCAAUUCCAGUCCCUUUCUUAGCACACAACCGGAAAGUGGAGAAAGCUGAAGAUGACGCAGAGGAUCUGAAGGCGGUGGUGGACGGGAUCGAAGGGAUUCAGAUCUCUCAGUGUCUUGGCCUGGGGGACUUUGACCUGAUCCGGGUCAUCGGGAGGGGCAGUUAUGCUAAAGUGCUGCUGGUCCGACUCAAGAAGAACGAACAGAUUUACGCCAUGAAGGUGGUGAAGAAAGAGCUGGUCCAUGAUGAUGAGGACAUUGACUGGGUCCAGACAGAGAAACACGUGUUUGAACAAGCAUCGACCAAUCCAUUCUUAGUGGGACUUCACUCUUGCUUUCAGACAGAAAGCCGGCUGUUUCUAGUGAUUGAGUAUGUGAAUGGAGGAGAUCUCAUGUUCCAUAUGCAGAGGCAGCGGAAGCUUCCAGAGGAACAUGCCAGAUUUUAUGCUGCUGAAAUUUGCAUCGCUCUUAAUUUUCUGCAUGAGAAGGGCAUUAUUUACCGGGAUUUAAAACUGGACAAUGUACUAUUGGACCAGGAUGGCCAUAUCAAACUUACAGACUAUGGCAUGUGCAAGGAGGGAAUCAGACCAGGUGACACCACCAGCACUUUCUGUGGGACGCCCAACUACAUCGCCCCAGAGAUCCUGAGGGGAGAGGAUUAUGGGUUCAGUGUAGACUGGUGGGCCUUGGGUGUGCUCAUGUUUGAAAUGAUGGCAGGCCGAUCUCCCUUCGACAUCAUCACUGACAAUCCUGAUAUGAACACAGAGGAAUAUCUCUUCCAGGUAAUUUUGGAGAAGCCGAUACGGAUUCCCAGGUCAUUGUCUGUUAAGGCUGCGAGUGUGCUGAAAGGUUUUCUGAACAAGGACCCGAAAGAGAGGCUGGGAUGCCAAGUUCAGACCGGAUUCACAGACAUCAAGGCUCAUACGUUCUUCAGAAGCAUAGACUGGGACCAGCUGGAACAGAAGCAGGUGACGCCACCAUUCAAACCUCAAAUCACAGACGACUACGGUUUAGAAAACUUUGACACGCAGUUCACCAACGAACCCGUGCAGCUAACACCAGACGACGAGGAUGUGAUAAAGAGAAUAGACCAGUCUGAGUUUGAGGGAUUCGAGUACAUUAAUCCUCUGCUGCUCUCCACUGAAGAAAACGUAUGAGGGAAGAACAAUACGGCCGAUGUUUCUCUGCCUGCGGCUCCACGAGACUACUACAGCUGAGUUUAGCUCAGACUAUGUGUUCACAGAGAAGAACUUUUCCUUUAAACUGCGUUAAAGACAAAAAGCAACACUAAAAGACUUAAAGUUUCGGACCCUCCCUGAGUUAUUUUGGGGUUACACUGGACGAAGAAACGACUGCAGGAACUUCAGAAAACAAACUCAAAACUAUUCCCCAAAUUUCAGCUGUUGAUUGUCUUCCUGCUUCCCAGCAUCCUCUUUAAUUUCGACACCCGUUUGUGUGAGUGUGCGCGCACUGUUGCCUGGGACUCAAGUUAGCUCCAUCUGUGUGCCUGCGUCCUUCAGAGACUACAUUUCCCAUCAACCCUAGCUAAAUAUGACAGUUCUAACUUAAUGUGCACUUUUUUAUUUUCUGUUCGACUUUUUUUUAAAUUCUCUUUAAUCUUGUAUGAGGUGCGUCCUCAAGCGAAACAAGAAUGUAUAAUGUUUAAAGGUAAAUGUUGUAUUAUAGUGUAGGUAGCCAAUCGAAGAAUUUAUGAUGCCUUCUAUGAUGCAAAGUGGCACAUUUUAAUUAAUGACCAUGAUGGUUUCCUAAACAGUGGGUAGCUGUGUUUCAGACCACAGGCUUUUAACCACCCAUGUUGAUUUUACAGAGUAAAUAGGAGAUAAAAUGUGUUUUUUUGAAGAAGUGCCUCAAAGAUCCAAAAUUCACCAUGCUCCAAACUGCUCUGAACUCCAUGUUAGAUCGGAGUUGAUUUUCCAAUGUACCAUCCAAUGAGAAAUGUGAGCUGCAGGUGUUUUUUUAUUUUGUUUUAUUUUAUUUUAUUAAUUAAAAACAUAAUUAACACUGAUACAUAUGUUGAAACCAAGACAUGAAGGUUAGAAACUGAAUAAUCACAAAGCCCAAAUACAUCAGACUGGCAGUAAUAUUACCAACCCAGACUCAUUGGAAAAAAUCUGCUUCUACCUACAUUUUUGCAAAACUUCAAAAACGUACCUAUAUAAAUACAUUUCACUACAGUUUCCAUCUGAAAUGAACACUUGUGGCAGUAAAACACCAACACCUUUCAUUCCUUUUCACGCAAAUUAUGAUUACAGUGGCAGAUUUUUUGAUCAAUAAAGACUUAUUUUCUAGCAGUUCCUUGCACAAUCCUAUGUUACGACCUGAAAACACUUUUACCGUAGUGCGUGAUUUGUAAACUUUUUGAUGCUUGCAUCACAUUAUCAGCUUCAUAUGGCUUUUCUGAUAUAGUAAACUUGCUUGGUACCUCACCUGGUACAGCAUUGCAUAUGCAGGCAGAUGUGGAGUGCUUGGAUACGAGUCCUGUGAAACACAAAUCUUAAUAAAAGAGCUCAAAGACAUGUAGAAGCAAGCUAAAAUGACCCCUACGGUCGUUAACACAGUCAGUUAAGUUUAAUAACUAGCUUCCGCAGACCGCCUUCCGUAUUCAACUUACGAAGAAAGUGUAACUGAUGUACGCUUGUUUCAUAAGUUGAAUACGGAAGGCGUUGGACGUAGCAUAAAUGUUUUGAUUUCUGAAGUUAAAUACGGAAGGCGGUCUGGCGGAAUCUAGUUUUUCUACUUUAUAACGUGUUAAAUAUGGAUAUUUUUCUUACACAAAGCAUCGCUAUGCGUCAGAAGGCCUUUAUUGACAUAAAUGUUGCCACAGGCACGAUUUUCCAAUGAGCCUAGGUUUAAUAUUACAGUAGCAUUCAUUACAACAGCACACUAUAUUACUCAAAUGGCUGCUCCUCACUCUGAUAAGAGGGUUUUGUGUUGUUGUACUCAUGUGAUCUGUCAAUAAUGUGCUUUUGAGAUGUUGUGGAGGGCGAGAGAACACAAACAAGGGGUUUGUACAUCAUGUCUCUGGUGUUAUGUGGUGGUAAAAUUGUGCAACAGUGAUGUGAAUCUCAGAUGACCUCAACACAUGGGGGAACUGUAUCUUUGCAGUCGCAAUCAAACGGCCAAAUUCAACCCAUUACAACACUCAAUAUAAAACACAAUUAGCACAGAAUGCUAAUCUUAUAUAAUUUGUUGCUGUGUUCGGAAUAGGAUUCUAGCCUACUACUUGUAGUAGUAUAUGUUGUAUUCUGCUACUUUUACUAAUAGUAGGUGAAACGAUCAUGCCGAUAAACAUUAGUAUGCUACACUGUCACAUGGUAUCUUGUGAUGUUGCAUAUAAGCAACUUAUAAUGACUAUUUCAUAAUCUAAAAUGUUGUGUAAAUGCUGUUUGACAAAAUAAUGAGCCAAAAAAGAUUGAAAUUGAAGGUCAAGGUUGCGCAUUGCAUUCUGGGAUACAUUCUGCACUAUGUGUGUGUCUUGGCAAAUGUAGUAGAUCAUCUGGGUAUCCCAUGCAUACUGUGCACAGUAUACAUACUGCAAAGCUAGUGAGAGUAGCAUGUUAGUAUGCUAUUCCGAACAUAGUCGUAUACACUUCUACAAACUUUUCCUCUAGGGAAACACAACUAAAGCAUAAUGUCUCUUAAAAAGCUUUAAAUUUCACUUCAAAACAUUAUUUUUUCUUUAAAGAAUAAAAACAGCCAAUCACAGGCUAGCUUGACUGAUUAAUCCCUCACAGUGAUAAAGUAUGGUGUUAUUAAGCAACUAGAUAUGUUUUCUAUCUUCUGUUGCAUUUAAUCUCCAAGUUUUGGGGUUUUUUAUUUCCCCCUUUUCUUGAAGAGUGAAGACGACACUCUUAGAUGUGAAUGCUUUGAAGAAAUCAGACCUGUAUGAAGAAUUGCUGCCAUGUUAACAGGAUUAAUUAGCUGCUUUUGUGUCAGACAGUAGUGAGAUUAGCAGACGGGCUAAGAACAAAGAACGGCCCAGGAGAUAACAAGCGUGACGAACGUAACGAUAACGAGGCAGAGAGAGCAAAGCCAGAUUACCCCACCAUGUUUUCAGCUCUCUAAUGAAAAGCUGGUACAGAAACAGCCACAAAAUUUCCACUCUUUAUGAAUGAUAUGUGGAUUGUUUAUGACAGAAACUUCAGGUCAAUGCAAACUGCCAACAUUCAAGUAUAGUUUGCUGGUGCGAAUUUUCAGGUUUUUAACGUAAAGAUGGCCCUACGUGACAUUAUUUGACUUUAAAUUUUCAUUCCUGUAAACUGAUGAUUAUUCGUACAAACUGUUUGAAUAACAGGUACUAUAGUAUAUUACAAAGGACCAAGGAAUAAACCAUCUUCAUCUGACCAACCUAAUUUUCCACCAGCUCAAGCUAAUGUACAGAAUCCACAUGAAACAGUCAGAUUUAUGAUUGUCCUUUGUUUUGGUUUUAUUCAUGUUUAUAUUUGAACUGGAAUAAGUUUAGCAUAAUUGUAAAUAUCUGUAAUUUAAACCUUAAAAUUUUCACAAAAAGAGCGAAAUAAAUCUGUUUCUGCACCAUAAGAGAUCUCUGAAUCCAGUGUCCCAACCGCUAGUCUCAAACUUAGAGCCCAAGACUGCAAUAAAAUACAAGUUCCUGUCCCUGAAAACAUUUUUAACAAAGAAAUUUCCAUUAUUUAUCAACUUGCCAAAUACAAAAGCCGCCGCAAGCUGUUUUCUGCUUUUCUUUCUUUUUCAGUUCUUUCCUUAUGUUGAGUCCAAAGCAAAUUACGCUCUUAUCAAUGUGCUACAGGGGAAUACUUUUAUAUUUGAAGUGUUUGUUUUAUAAAUUAUUGUAAAUGAAAGCUCCAGUAGAGUUUCUGUGGGCUGAGGGGAAGAGAGAGAGAUGUGAACAUGUCUUUGGUUUUAUGAAGUUAAGUCUUAAGCAUCUUAGAUAACAACUGUAAAUCAGUAAAUGUUCAUUGUAAUGAC
This is a messenger RNA of Ctenopharyngodon idella (grass carp), 6123 nucleotides long. It is a transcript of the gene prkcz, whose product is annotated as protein kinase C, zeta. Gene Ontology annotation, molecular function: zinc ion binding; protein binding; diacylglycerol-dependent serine/threonine kinase activity. The coding region runs from base 513 to 2312 and encodes 599 amino acids. The transcript is spliced from 18 exons. NCBI's taxonomy places the organism in Eukaryota, Metazoa, Chordata, Actinopteri, Cypriniformes, Xenocyprididae. The record is from RefSeq and is a predicted model, not a curated record. Gene Ontology annotation, biological process: protein phosphorylation.